UUUUUUUUUCUUUUUCUUUUUUUGCUUCCUUUCUCCCAUCUCUCCCACUAGUCUCUAGUCCCUGAUCCAGCCUAACGCAGUGAUCAUCAGCACCCCCAUUCUAUCUCACUACUUUAAUCGCUCUUGGCUACCUAGCAUUGAUUGUACUUCACCCUCACAUACCCGUACAGUUUAUCCGACUGCCUAUCACCAACUGUUGUUACACUGCUAUCCUAGGAUUCAAUUCAUUUCAGUUGGUCUCACUCAUUCAUAUACUGAUCCGAUUCCGUUUACACGUCCAUUGUCUUCAACAUGACCCUACCCAAGAGACCAAGUUUGACAUUACAACGAUCCAUUCUACCUACUCACUACAACAUAAAGAUCGUACCCUGUCCAGUCAAUUAUUCAUUCCUCGGCGAAUGCUCCAUUGAAAUAUGUAUUGCUGAACCAACAUUUGGCAUCACCUUGAAUUCAAAAGAGCUCAACAUUCAGACUGCCAAUGCAAGAGACCAUCUCAGAGGAAUCAGUAUCACGGCAACAAGCGUAAGCUAUAAUGUUGAAGAAGAAACCAUCACACUUGAAUUUCCGCAGAUCCUUGAUGUAGGAUCCUCAUGGAUCCUCGACGUCACAUACAUUGGUCUAGUCAACGAUAAACUCAAUGGUUUUUACCGAUCAGUCUAUACAGAUGCAGAUAAUCAUGUCCACCAAUUGACAACGACCCAGUUCCAAUCGACGCACGCAAGGAGAGCUUUUCCUUGUUGGGAUGAGCCUGCUAUCAAGGCAACGUUCUCAUUGACGCUCGUGGCUCCUCAAGGGAUGACGUGUCUAUCGAACAUGAGCAUACAAUCGAGAACAAUUCUUGAAAAUGGGAUGCAGGAAGUCACGUUUAUGAAAACCCCCAUCAUGUCCACCUAUCUGUUAGCCUGGGUGAUUGGCGAUCUUGAUUACAUUGAAGCAUAUGCCUCAAUGAACCCUAGUGGAGAACAGAUUCGUUGUCGUGUCUAUGCCCCUGUUGGGCUUGCUGAUCAAGGUCGCUAUUCUUUAGACCUCGCCAUAAAGUCGCUCGAAUACUUUUCUCGCUUGUUUGAUAUACCUUAUUCGCUACCCAAGCUGGACUUGGUGGCAGUACCUGAUUUCGCGCCAGGAGCGAUGGAAAAUUGGGGAUUAAUUACUUUCCGAACAUAUGCACUUUUAAUCGAAGAAUAUGGCUCCCAAGAUCGUAAACAUGAGAUAGCUGCCACAGUAGUUCAUGAGAUUGCACAUCAGUGGCUCGGCAAUUUGGUUACAAUGGAGUGGUGGUCAGAUCUAUGGUUAUUUGAAGGAUUUGCUACUUAUUUAGCUUACAUCGUUCUGGAUGAAUUGUUUCCAACAUGGGAUAUUUGGUCUGAAUUUGUGAAAAGUAUCCAAGAGGUACUGAAGCACGAUUCUCUUCGUACCUCCCAUCCUGUUGAAGUCGGAGUUGUCAACCCAUCUGAUAUCACACAAAUAUUUGAUGAAGUCAGUUACAUGAAAGGUGCAUCUGUGAUAAGAAUGCUAAGUGCCUGGCUGGGUCAAGACCAGUUCAUGCUUGGUGUUCGAAAGUUCAUCCACAAGUAUAUGUGGAAUAAUGCAAAUACAGAAGACCUUUGGGAAACUUUAGCGGAGGAAUGCAGGGUCGAUGUCCCUUCAUUUAUGAGUAAAUGGACCAGACAGACAGGGUAUCCAGUGCUAUCGGUUAUCGAGAUCGAUGAAACGACUAUUCUAGUACGACAGAGCUUGUUCUUGUCAACAGGAGAUGUUAGGGAAGAGGAAAAUGCUUUAAUUUGGCCCAUCCCUUUGGGAUUAGUAACAGCCAACGACCCAACUCCCCAUAACAUCAUGAUGGACACAAAGGAAAUGGUUUUAAAGGUGGACACGACUCAGUGGUAUAAGUUUAACAUGGAUCAGACUGGAUUCUAUAGAGUCUCGUAUCCUUCCAAAGCUCUUGACCUGUUAGGGCAGGCAUUUGGAACAGGGCAACUGAACACUGCUAAUCGAGCUGGUUUGCUCACCGACGCAGCAGCAUUGGUAGCUAGUGGAAUUGCCCCUACAAGCAGCUUCUUGACCCUACUCAAGUACUUUGAGGAUGAACAGAGCUACAUGGUAUGGACAGAAGUAUCACUUAGACUACAGGAGCUUCUAUCCGUUUGGCUUGAACAGCCAGAACCGAUCAUGGAUGCACUGAAGGAAGUUCAAAGACGUCUGUUCACUAAGAUCGUCAAGCGCUUGGGAUGGGAUUUCCCUGAAGGGGAGGAUCCCUCAACUGGUAACCUUCGAGCGGUCGCCAUUCGUUUUGCGGGACGUGCUGGUGAUCCAGAAAUUGUGGCAGAAGCUAGAAGACGGUUUAAGUCAUUCAUGAAGGAGAAGAAUAUGAGCGCCAUUCCGCCAGACCUCCGGUUCCCUGUAUUUGAAAUUGUCAUGAGGACUACACAAGGCGUAGAAGAAUAUGAGGAUAUCGUCAAUUAUUACCGUGAAACCUUUGUACCUGCAGAAAAGGUGGUUGCGCUCUCAUCCCUUGGUUACGGUAGCACACUAGAACUUGUUCAUAAGACUUUAGCGUUUGCAAUAUCAACAGAAGUUCGAACACAGGAUAUUUUGAGCGCAAUCGCCACGUUAAGAUCAUCUGUCGUUGGUCGCGCAGAACUAUGGAACUUUAUGCGGCAACAUUGGGAUGUCUUGUACGAACGUCAUUGUGACGACAUUGGGUUUCUCGACUACUUUGUUGUGCUAAGUAUCGAGUCAUUUUCGACAAUAGAAAGAUAUCGGGAAGUACAGGCAUUCUUUGCUAAUAAGGACACUAGCGCUUACGAACGUAUCCUAGCAACGUGCCUGGAAGGUAUCCGGAUGAAUAUUCUGUGGUUAGAAAGGGAUUGUAAAGAUGUGGAACAAUGGUUGCGAAGUAAUGGAUAUCUUGCAGAUACCUAUCGACCCAUGGACGGGAAUAGCGCUAAUGGGGCCCACCGAGAGCAACGUUAUCUGGACGGAUCACCAUGUACGAUGAAUAUGAAUGGUAAUUCAUUAAAGGUACUGCCCAGCCAUGAUUCAAGUUUAGGGGCCACCUCUAAUGGUUCAAUCAAUGGUCAUGGAUUUUGUUUGACAUCAAGUACGGUAGGGACAUCACCAUCGGGAGCAUCCUCGGGUUCCUCUUCAUCUCCAAAUGAACAUCAUCAAAUUUCAGGCAGUAUCUACACCUCAGAUGGGCUCCACGUACCUUCUCGAGUAUACAUGAACGGUACAAGCCAAAGUUUAGAAGAACAAGCACAACAGCUACUUCAGCGCCAGCAACACCAGCAACAUCAUGAAUUGAGUCUACAGCAUGAAUAUCAAACUCGUUAUCAGCAACAACAACAGCAGCACCAUCACCAAUACUAUCAGCAACAACUGGCUCAAUCAGCUAUAAGGCAAGGUGCCCUGACUCAUAAUCAUAGUCAUGGUCAUAGCCAUUUCGGACACUCCUUUGAGCCACGUCCCAGAACAUUGGAGCGAGAGAUGGAGUUACUUAGCAUGAGUGGUGACUAUGAGUUUUGAUGCACUUUGUCAAAUACUAAUAAAAUAACGUAAUGAGGUAAA
Molecule: messenger RNA, 3567 nt
Organism: Lobosporangium transversale
Lineage: Eukaryota; Fungi; Mortierellomycota; Mortierellomycetes; Mortierellales; Mortierellaceae
Product: peptidase family M1-domain-containing protein
Exons: 11
Coding region: 292-3525 (1077 amino acids)
Biological process (GO): proteolysis; peptide catabolic process
Cellular component (GO): cytoplasm
Molecular function (GO): metalloaminopeptidase activity; zinc ion binding; peptide binding
Source: RefSeq, a predicted model, not a curated record